Messenger RNA from Bactrocera latifrons, 726 nucleotides. RefSeq lists its product as uncharacterized. The coding region runs from base 19 to 258 and encodes 79 amino acids. The transcript has a single exon. NCBI's taxonomy places the organism in Eukaryota, Metazoa, Arthropoda, Insecta, Diptera, Tephritidae. The record is from RefSeq and is a predicted model, not a curated record.
GCAACACACAGGCCACGUAUGCCAACUGCGAUGCACUGCAACUUGACUGAGGCCACAGCAGCCAGCUUCAAUGCCACCUCCGCUACCGCCGCCAGCAACAGCGCCAACGAAAAUCACGCGCCUGCGGUUAAAAAGCGCGUCGCCGAAGUCGCAUUGGGCGGUGUGGCCGCGGCGGCGGAUGGCGCUCUGUGGCUGCGUGUGCCCGGCCGCGAGGAGACUUCCAGCUGUCGGCGCAGAAGAAAGUUGGCCGCCGCAUGAGAGGUCGCCAAAUUCUACAUAUAUUAAAUUUUUUCUAUGAAUUGGAAGAACUGAAAAAUGAUUUAGUACAUAUGUAUAUGUAUAUACUAUUUAUAUAUAUAUGUAUAUGUGUAUGAUUUAGCCUGUAAUUUAUUAGUUUUGUAAUUAUUUAUUUUAAUAUUUGUUGCUCACGCUCGCCCAAUUUUUUUCUCGGCUUAAUAUUGUAAGCAAUUUCUCGCUGAAUGGAAGUGACCCAUACAUACUUACAUGCAUAAUAUUUAUAAAAGUAUGUAUGUUGUGUUGAAAUUGCCAAUAUUAGCGAAUUUAUUUCAAAAGCUAAAGCGAAAACUACGAAAUUAAUGACAAACAGCCGCAAAAGCACACACCUACAUGUGUGUGUGUUUAUAUGCAUAUAACGUUUUUCAAUAAAAGUAUGCAAUAUGUUGAUGUAUUUAAACAGUAUAUAACAGAAAUAUAUAUUUAUAUAAA